UGAGGAUGCGCCGUCGGACAGCUCCUCAAAAAAGUUCAAAUUUAAGUGUUGCAAGUCAAAAUCAACGAACAAUUUGAUUUGUAUCAAGUGCGGAAAUCUAUUUCACUACUCCUGUGUAGAAAGAGAUUUUCCAAAAAUUGGUUUAUCUGGCGAUUCGAGGAUUUCAUGCUGUGGCACCGUGGAAGAAACUACAUGGGAAAACAGGUGGAAAGUUGUGGAGCGGCAGAUGGGUCAAUAUAAUGAAAAGGUCAGUCAAGAAGUUUAUGCUUUAAAAGAGUUGAUCAAAAAUCUUUGUGAAGAAAACAAGAAAUUGGUUAAAAGUAACAAAGAGUUAUCAGUUAGAUUAUCAUCCAUUGAAGAAAAAAUAUCAACAGUAGAUAAGGAUAAAACACAACAAAAAGGAGCGAAAAGAAGACUUAGAAGUGACAGUCAAAACAAUGAGGGCAUUGAAAAUGAAAGGAGUAGUUCAAACAUACUCCAAAUCCAAGAUUUAGAGGUUAUCUCUCAGAACCAGAGAGAAGCAUCAAGGAACACCAAAAAGUACAAUAAUCAGAAACAAAAUCUACAGAUAACAGACAUAAACACUACACAAGUGGCAGAAUUGGAGCGGUUUCAAAGAAUGAAAAUGAACGAAGUAAUCAACUUAACGUCGUACGCAGAUAAAGUUAACGUCAGUGGCCAAAAAGGAGAUGAAAACAAUCAAAGCAAUCAAAGCGAGAAUGAAGUCGGAAAUGGCAAACAGUGGACUACAAUCGUAAGGAGAAGACGGAGCAGUAAUAGUAAGCAAAGUAUCAUCUGCACAGGAUCAAGCGUUCAAUCAGAAAAUGGUAAAAUUAAGGGAGCAAUACGAAAAAAAUGGCUGUACGUCGGGCGUCUCUUUGGAAAGGACAUAUCCCCAGAAGAUCUAAGGGAGUAUAUCGGAGAAACUGAAGAAAAUUCUGUCGAUAUACGAAAGCUUGAAACGAAGGGCCCGAACUCGGCAUUCAGUGUAGGUGUUGGAAAUGAUGAAUUAUUUCACAAAAUAAACUGUCCAACUUACUGGCCAAAAGGUGUAGUCCUGAGACCUUUUAACUUCAAAAAUUUUUUCCAGAAGGUAAAAUAAGCGUAUCAUCGAAGGAACAAGUUACUACAAAGAAUGAAUAUUUUCAAGAUAAAAGAAAUUCAGCACUUAACUCUAUAGUACACCAAAAUGUUCAGUCUUUGGGAAAUUCCGUCGAUCACCUGGAAACUCUCAUUCAUCAAAUAUCCCCUUCGAACAAUGUGAUGGGAAGAAAACGAGCAUGGUGGUUCUGCAAUAUACACUAGAAGUGGACUCAUA
Messenger RNA from Coccinella septempunctata (seven-spotted ladybird), 1318 nucleotides. RefSeq lists its product as uncharacterized. The transcript is spliced from 2 exons. NCBI's taxonomy places the organism in Eukaryota, Metazoa, Arthropoda, Insecta, Coleoptera, Coccinellidae. The record is from RefSeq and is a predicted model, not a curated record. The coding region runs from base 227 to 1102 and encodes 291 amino acids.